Molecule: messenger RNA, 473 nt
Organism: Hyla sarda
Lineage: Eukaryota; Metazoa; Chordata; Amphibia; Anura; Hylidae
Product: ELKS/Rab6-interacting/CAST family member 1-like
Exons: 3
Biological process (GO): neuromuscular synaptic transmission; maintenance of presynaptic active zone structure; regulation of synaptic plasticity
Cellular component (GO): cytoskeleton of presynaptic active zone
Molecular function (GO): structural constituent of presynaptic active zone
Source: RefSeq, a predicted model, not a curated record
UUUUUUAGCUUGUGGUUUGGGCCAUCUCCAGCUCGCCCCGGCCUUGUUGACUUUGGACAAACAGAGAAGUUUACUGGAUGAGUCCCCCGACGCCCCCUGGGGACCGUCACCCCUUGAGUGCGGCGGACAACAGGUCAUGUGACGUCUCGUCGGAUGAAUAGGAAAUACAUUAAGAUUUAGGACGUCAUGCGCCAGAAGGACGAUCGCAUCGAAGAGCUGGAGGAGGCGCUGCGCGAAAGCGUGCAGAUCACCGCCGAGCGGGAGAUGGUGCUGGCCCAGGAGGAGUCCGCCAGGGGCAACUAUCAGAAGCAGGUGGAGGAGCUGAUGAUGGCCAUGGAGAAGGUGAAGCAGGAGCUGGAGUCCAUGAAGGCCAAGCUGUCCUCCACCCAGCAGUCCCUGGCCGAGAAGGAGAUCCACCUGACCAGCCUGCGGGCCGAGCGCCGAAAACACCUCGAGGAGGUCCUGGAGAUGAA